This is a messenger RNA of Ectocarpus sp. CCAP 1310/34, 904 nucleotides long. NCBI's taxonomy places the organism in Eukaryota, Phaeophyceae, Ectocarpales, Ectocarpaceae. The record is from the annotation of a GenBank genome assembly.
AUGCUUCGAUGCCGUAAUCUAUUCGAAGUCUACACCGAUAUAUGGUUCGUGUACAACAUCGCUUUCAUCUACGCGAUGGCCCGUCUGGAACUCGACGACACGCCCACGAGUAUCGCACGUAGGGACGUGACAGCAUUCUUCAGCCCACAGGACUGCGUCAACUUUCUACGUUUCACGCAAUCGCAAGUUAUGCUGAUGCUGGAUCUGCUGUUGAUCCCCGCGUUCAUCCGAACUGACUGUGGGUUCGUGGUAAGCGGAAGUGGGGCUCUGUGCGUGCUCCUGUAUCGGCUCGCUUUUUCAUGCCGCCUGAAGGACAUGCGCUUGGUUUUGGGGAUGAGCGAAUCGUGUAUCUGCGAAGUCUUCAAUUGGAUGUUGCAUUUCCUAGACUUCAGGUGGGUGUAUCUGCUGUCCCUCGACGUGGCACGCCUGCAGCCGCACCUGAUCGAGUUUGCGGAACCAAUCUUCAACUCCGGCUGUCCUCUCACUCACUGUUGGGGAUUUAUCGAUGGCACCGUGCGUGGCAUUGCAAAAUGAAGUCCGACUCAACGGAUUCUGGUGUUUUGGUACAUACCGCAGACAGUAGUUGCGUGGUUCCCCCCGCGGAUUGCUUUUCCCGCCGCGUAUCCAACGCAGCAUCAGCAGCAGGCCAUCUUGUACGUUCCUCGAGUUUUGCGACGCACUUACUAGACCAUAUGUUCAUCUGUCUGGAACUGUCGUGUGGUUGCGCGUGCACAUGAUUGAUUUCGAUUUACCACGAGGUUGCAACAUGCGAUGAAGUUUAGCCGAACGAUGAAAUACAGCAGCACUGUUGGGUGUAUGUCUUGACCUGUGUUGUUGGUGGCCCAUCCUUCCGUCCGCCCAAAACUGAUUCGCAGGCCCAAGUACUGGCAGCGCCUGUUCUACA